Ornithodoros turicata is the source of this 3002-nucleotide messenger RNA. RefSeq names its product PDZ domain-containing protein 8-like. Bases 173 to 2854 code for a protein of 893 amino acids. Gene Ontology annotation, biological process: mitochondrial calcium ion homeostasis. Gene Ontology annotation, cellular component: mitochondria-associated endoplasmic reticulum membrane contact site. NCBI's taxonomy places the organism in Eukaryota, Metazoa, Arthropoda, Arachnida, Ixodida, Argasidae. Gene Ontology annotation, molecular function: lipid binding; protein binding. The record is from RefSeq and is a predicted model, not a curated record. The transcript is spliced from 24 exons.
GCUUGCCAGGGACGAACAGCAGGACUGUAGUAAGGAAGAAAACGCGCGUGCCAGCACAGGUCACAGUCGAUCAAACGCAUACUAUUGUUCUAUCGCUGCUGGUACAUGCUGGCCUUGGUCUUCUCUACACAACUUGUUAAACGCAGGUUAAGUAAGCCUUCGUCGCUGGCACAUGUCGUUGCUACUUAAUUUGGCGGUGUUCAGCUGCUUCUUUCUGGGCGUUGCGACUCCCUUAUUCCUCCUCGCCUAUGCCUUUUACCAACGCUUCACGAUGCCUGCACAGCAGCGACCCCGGCCUCAGAGAAAGUUUGCGCCACUACGCCUGCCACAGAAACUUCUGGAUUCUGUGGUGUCGGGCAACUGGAAAAGGGAGCGUGAGACAGUCAUUGUCGGUAAUCUCCUCAUGCAGGCCAUGUUUCGUGAAUGGAACGACACUGGUGCGAUACGAAGAAUAGUCACAAAUAGAUUGAGCAAAGGGUUCGCCGAUGCCCUGAGUAAGAAAGCAGGAAAAGUGUUUGAAAGGAUUGAGCUUUGUAAGCUGGAUUUUGGCAACGAAGCCCCGACACUCACUAAGAUUGCCGUGGAAAAGGUCAUCUUGCACGAAAUGUGGAAGACAAUUGAGCAACUGGACGUGUUCGUGAGCGGGGAGUACGCGGGAGGCUUCACGUUGGCCGUAGACGCAGUGCUGAAGAUGGGAAGCGUGGCGUCGCUCUUCGUCAAGGUUACGCACGUCUCCGGCAAGGUCCGGCUGCAGUUCGCCAGGAGGCCGUACUCACACUGGUCCUUUGCAUUCUACGAAGAACCCAAGGUAGUGAUAUCCGUCGAGUCGUCCCUUCAAGGAAAAAAUCUUCCUCAAGUUGCAAACAUCGUCAUGAGCCUGAUUCGACGUGUCAUACGAAAGAAGCACACCCUGCCAAUCUACAAGAUCCGCUUCAAGCCUUUCAUUCUUCUUCCCGAGCUUCGGAUCAAUCCACCAGCAAGGGAGAGAGUGCAUCAGAGUGGGCCACUGGAGAUUACGGUGGUCCAAUGUUCGCGUUUGAUGCUCUGCGAAGGGUCUUUCCAACUCUACUGCAUGCUAUCUCUUGAUGACAGUCAGUGGAUUGACAUGGACAAAGUUGUGGGCACUCCGUGGGUGACAUUGGAACUGGACUUCGAGAAGCCAAAGUACGUUUCGCCUGGCGUUGAAUUGAAACAGGCGGUGAUCGAAGGGAAGUUCCGGGUAGGUGUCAUUGUAGAUAGCGUGACUCCUGAUUCCCCGUUCGACGCUGCACAAGUGAAAGUGGGAGACGUGCUGAUUGCUAUUAAGAACCAUCCGGUGGUCGAUAUGAAUCAGGCAUUGAGGAUUCUCAACAGGAUAAGCGAACCGAUAACGAUUAAAGUAGAGAGGAAGCUAGAGUUUGAUUGGAACACAUUCGGCAAGGAGCAUGCAACCAACAAGCCCGCAGAGGGAGAUGCCGCGACCACCGAAGAUGCAAAGCCGAAGUCACCAUUUGCAAAGAAAGGCUCAAUUGCAAACCUCCUUACUGGCGGAGCAGGCCUGAAAGCGGCCCAGAAGAAGGUCGGUGACAGCACAGCCAUCUUGGAACGAGCUAGAGCCAGGCAUCUUCCGAUCAAACGUACUGCCUACGUUUUGUCCACAACGGAACCCGUCUUUCUCCAGGAAUUUAAUUUCGAAGUGAGGAGCGCGUACAAGUACAUCAACGUUGGCAUCUGGAGCAAGGGACAAAUAGUUAGCUUUAAAGGCGUCAAGAAGCCCAGGGUUGACACCAUGCUUGCUUAUACGUCCAUUCCGUUGGCGCACGUUCUGGAAGAAUGCAAGAAGACCACGGAAGGAUACCAUGGCCAAGUAGUAAAGCUGCUUUGCCCCGAAUUCACUGAGCUCCCCAAAGACUUUGCCAGUUACUCGUCACUAUCAGGCUUCGACCCUCGUCUCUGCUACGGGGACAUCACCCUCCGAUUCUUCUUCAAGGGUGAAUACAGGGCGAGACCAGCAACUGGUAUAGAGGAAGAACUUCCUAAGGUGGGCACAAAAGUCAGGAUCAGCGCAGAACCGGUCAAAAGUAUGGAGCCCGAUACCACGGCAGUUUCUGGUGCCGUAACUGGGAAGCCACCGGCGCACGACUUCGAAGAUGUCACUCUGAAGAAACAGGAUACGUGCAAGUUUUGCAAAAACAAGGUAACUGAGCUCGGUACUUGCCUACGUUGUAAGGGAUGCCACAUGAUCAUUCACAAGAAAUGUGAAGAUUCGUGCAAACAGACAGCGUGCGAACAGAAAAUCUGGCCCGACGAAGACGUUGUUGCUGACCAAACCAAGGACGAGCCUGUCAGGAAGGAGGCGAAACCCGACAAGAAGGUUGCUGAGAGUGCGCAGAAGAAACCGGCAUCAAGUGACCGUCGGCCUUCAUCUGCCACCCCUUCCGGAACCACAGCAGCAGAUGACCGUAAAUUUUUCAAAUCCUUGGAGAUGACUGAUGAUACCCACAACUUGAACGCCAUCUUAGAAGACUUGGAUCGCCGUGAUUAUAGUAUGCGCAUGUAUGCCGUAGCGAGCCACCAAGCCAAGUUUUUGCACCAGGAAUUGAAUGGAGAGGAACGACUGAACCGCGUUCAUAAUGUCUACCAGAAAGUGAAGGUGGUAUUCGAGAGGGAGCGACAACAGAAAGGGAAGCUUGAGGCUGCCUUGGCUGCUGCAACUACCUCCAAUGCAAAGUCCGAGAUUGUUGCUAAGCUGACACAGUGCGACAAGCGAAUCAAACAUCUCAACUUGGUCCUCCUGUACUACGCCUGCGGCCUCAAACACCUCUACGCGGAACGCCACGAGACAACUUCCGACAUGGACAACGAGGAAAAUUAGUUGAUGGCAAUUCGUUAUGUGUUAAUCAUAAUUAUUAUUUAUUGUAUUGUACUGCUGGUGCGGCCUACUUUCGAAGCGUGAAAACGUAUGCAUUGGUUGCGCAUGCAAACGCCAUGUUUUGAAGAAAAAUAUAUUGGAUGCAGUCUCC